CCACCAUCCUAGAGGCCGCCUGGUGAGCAGAGCCUGCGAUCGCUGCCGCCGGCGCAAGGCCAAGGUCAGUCUAGUCCGUUUGCUCCUCGCCGUCUCUCGAUCCCUGGUCCCUGCUCUUCAUAUGUCCUCUCGCUGCCCGGUCCUCCUCCCCUCGUUCCUGUUCCCCCUCCUCCCGUCCCCCUCUCCUGCGUCUGUUGUGCGUACACAACAUACAUACAUACAAUACAUCAGCAUACAUCACAAGCGUCGUGUCGUGCUGUGUUGUGUCGUCUCUGAUGCUGCGCUACUCCCCCGUCUUACACUUGGAUACUCUCGCCUUGCCACCACUGACAAAUGCCCUCCCCCGUCCAAAGUGCGAGUACCUCAGCGCCGUCGAUAGCUGCACGCACUGCCGCGAUGCCCACGUGCAGUGCACUUUCGACCUCCCACUGGCCCGACGCGGUCCCAAAGCGAGGAAGAAGAGCGACCAGCCCGGCCAGCCGCCUCCUGAUCCGAGCUCGCUCUCCACCGCGGCUCGACCCGGCCAGAUGCCGCCGCCGCUGACCUUCGCCGGCCCCGCAGUAGCCGCGCUGCAGCCCUUCGCCUCGGCGUCGCUGUCGCCCGACGCGGCCUGGGAGCCCGUCGAGCCCCUCGGCAUUGACAACGGCCUGCCCCGGCAGCCGCUGGGCGACCUGCCCGGCCUCUCCACCAUCCAAAACAUCUCGACGCGCCAGCGAUGGAUACACCUGGCCAACGCCAUGACGCUGCGCAACACGACGCUAGAGCGCGUCUCGAAGCGCUGCAUCGACCUCUUCUUCGACUACCUCUACCCCCUCACCCCCCUGGUGUACGAGCCGGCCCUCCGGGACGUCCUCGCAUACAUCUUCUCCCAGCCCUUGCCUGGGGUCAACCAACCAUCGCCUCUGUCGCAGCUCACGCCCGACCCGACCACCGGCACCACCCCCCUCAGCGCUGCCGAAUCGUGGGUCGGCUUUGGCCAGCCCAACGGCUCGCGAACCGUCGGCAGCAGGCUGGCUCCCUGGGCUGACUCGACCUUCACCCUGGUCACGGCCGUCUGCGCAGAGGCGGCAUUCAUGCUACCCAAGGACAUUUUCCCCGAAGGAGAAUCCGUCUCUGAGAUCUUGCUCGAAGCCUCCCGAGACUGCCUGCACCAGCACCUCGAGGCCGACCUGGAGAAUCCGACGGCCAACUCGAUUGCAAUCCGGUAUUUCCACUCCAACUGCCUCCACGCUGCGGGGAAGCCCAAGUACUCGUGGCACAUAUUUGGCGAGGCCAUCCGCCUGGCGCAGGUCAUGCAGCUGCACGAGGAGGCUGCCCUCGAGGGGCUCGUCCCCAUCGAGGCAGAGUUCCGCCGCCGCUGCUUCUGGAUUCUGUACCUGGGCGACAAGUCCGCUGCUAUACUCAACAAUCGGCCCAUCACCAUCCACAAAUACUGCUUCGACGCCGGCAUCACCACGCUAUAUCCGUCGGGCAUUGAGGACGAGUUCCUGAGUACGGCCUCCGAGCCUCCCCGAAAGAGCUUCAUUGCCGGCUUCAACGCAAAUGUGCGGCUGUGGCAGUCCGCGGCUGAUUUGCUGCUGGAGAUCCGCGUGCUGCAAGACCAGAUGAUGCAGCACUUCCGAGGGGCCAUGCCCCCCAACCAUGUGCUGCCCUCCGCCGACAGGCAGCACCUCGAUUCUCUCUAUGUUCGCUUCAUCACCUGCUUGGACGAUCUCCCGCCGUACCUCCAGUCGUGCACCUUGGCCAUGGCAGCGAUGGCUGAGGGCAACGGGUCUGCCGAGUCCAAGCAGUACGUGAUACAGUGCAUCAAUCUGCAGGUGACGUUUCACUGCCUUCGCAUGGUGAUUACGCAGAAGUUUGAAGAUCUCUCAUAUUUUGCUCCUGGCGUUGAGCAGGCUGAUCUCAGGAAGUCGGAGAUUGUGCGAGACAUGCUGAGGGUGAUGAACGAGGCGCCCUUUUGGGGCCUCCAGGCCAAUGGCGAGCCAAACGUUGAAAAGAUUCGCCUCAUCGGAGCUAGUUUGCUGGCCAUCAUCCACCGCAACCAGGAUUCACCCUUGGCCACGCGAGCCAGGAGCGACUUUUCCGUGCUUUUGGAUAUUCUCACGCGGCUGGACUCCAAGGCGUCGGACCAGCUGAGGAACACGUCUAAUACCGUUGUUGGCUAAAUGUGAUGUAAAUAUGGCAAGGAUGUUGUUACUUUUCCCUUUCAGCGUUGCUGGGUUUUUUUCCAGCCAGGGGGGACAAAAGGCGGUCAGGGCUGUUUGAUUUAGCAUUUGAGUGUACAUCU
Trichoderma citrinoviride is the source of this 2287-nucleotide messenger RNA. RefSeq lists its product as hypothetical. The record is from RefSeq and is a predicted model, not a curated record. Gene Ontology annotation, biological process: DNA-templated transcription. The coding region runs from base 276 to 2165 and encodes 629 amino acids. NCBI's taxonomy places the organism in Eukaryota, Fungi, Ascomycota, Sordariomycetes, Hypocreales, Hypocreaceae. Gene Ontology annotation, molecular function: DNA binding; zinc ion binding. The transcript is spliced from 7 exons.